Molecule: messenger RNA, 924 nt
Organism: Moneuplotes crassus
Lineage: Eukaryota; Ciliophora; Spirotrichea; Euplotida; Euplotidae
Source: the annotation of a GenBank genome assembly
AUGUCAGAAGAGCUUAAGACACAAGCCGAAAUUAUCACAAACACUGAGAACGAAAUCACCAAAAGAUUCAGAGCUUUGUUCGAGAUCAGAGGAAUCAAGACUCUUGAAGCAAUCAAUGUUUUGAUUGAAGCUUUCAGAGCGGAGAAAGACUCUGACCUCCUCAAGCACGAGAUCUGCUAUUGUUUAGGACAGAUGAACGAUAAUGAGGAGAACACCAAAGCCAUUGAAGAAUUUCUUGAAAAAGUUAUCAAUGAGGAUCACUCUAGCAUUGUCAUUCAUGAAGCAGUCGAAGGUUAUGCAAACCUGAAUUCAGACAAUAUUCAGACACUUCUCGAGAAGUUUAAAGAUGCAGAUGAUUCACUCGUUAAAGAGACUUGUGAUUUAGCCUUAGAUCUUGCUAAAUGGCAAGAAGAGACUAAAAUGGGAGAAACUGAAGGACUUGACCUUAAAGCUCUGAAGCAUUCAACUAACGACCCAGCUCCUCCAUAUAAUACCGAAAGUAAGGAGGAGUAUAAGGAUGUUGAAUUCCUUAAAAAGUUACUCUUAGAUCCAGAACAGCCUAUUUUUGAACGUUAUAGAGCAAUGUUCACUCUUAGAGAAAUUGCAACAGAAGAAUCAUGUGAGGCUCUUUGAAUGACCUUAACUGAGGAGAAUUCAGAGAAUUGCUCUGCAUUACUCAAGCACGAGAUCGGAUUUGUUCUCGGUCAAAUGGGUCAUUCAUUCUCAAAGAUCAGUGUUCCAUAUCUUAUUAAAGCAGUUGAGAACGAAAAGGAAGCAGGUGUCGUUAGGCAUGAAUGUGUAAUUGCUCUUGGAGAUAUCACAGAUAAAACAGAGGUAAUGGAAAAAUACUCUAAGGAUGAUGAAGCUAUCGUAAGAGAAAGUUGUCUUGUAGCCCAAGAUAUGGUUAACUUCUGGAAGGAAUAA